This is a messenger RNA of Myotis myotis, 4762 nucleotides long. RefSeq names its product bcl-2-like protein 2. NCBI's taxonomy places the organism in Eukaryota, Metazoa, Chordata, Mammalia, Chiroptera, Vespertilionidae. The transcript is spliced from 4 exons. Gene Ontology annotation, cellular component: mitochondrial outer membrane. Gene Ontology annotation, biological process: negative regulation of intrinsic apoptotic signaling pathway; intrinsic apoptotic signaling pathway in response to DNA damage; extrinsic apoptotic signaling pathway in absence of ligand. Gene Ontology annotation, molecular function: protein homodimerization activity; RNA binding; protein heterodimerization activity. Bases 348 to 929 code for a protein of 193 amino acids. The record is from RefSeq and is a predicted model, not a curated record.
CCUUUCUCCUCCCUCCUUCCUUCCCUCCCUUCCUCCUACUCUCCCUCCCUCCCAGCUCCUGCACCAGGAAACGGCCUGGAUCCCGGCAGCCAGCGGCCUGACCCGGCUCCACGCAGGCCAGGAGGAUGAAAGGCCCCAGCUGGGGGCUCCUUGCCACCAGUGCUGGGUCCUAAGAGCUGCCAUCCAGGCUGGGUGAGUGUGCCCUUCCUUCUCUGCCCCUGGCACCCCUUGGUUCCCCCACCUUUCCCUUCGGCCCGUCUCCUCCCCCAUCUUGUGCCUCUGCCAGCAUCUUCACAUCUUACCUCUGGGGAGGUUCUAAGCCUCUUCUCUAGCCAAAAGCCGCCCGGAUGGCGACCCCAGCCUCGGCCCCAGACACACGGGCUCUGGUGGCAGACUUUGUAGGCUACAAGCUGAGGCAGAAGGGUUAUGUUUGUGGAGCGGGUCCCGGAGAGGGCCCAGCAGCUGACCCGCUGCACCAAGCCAUGCGGGCAGCUGGAGAUGAGUUCGAGACCCGUUUCCGUCGCACCUUCUCUGAUCUGGCGGCUCAGCUGCAUGUGACCCCGGGCUCAGCCCAGCAACGCUUCACCCAGGUCUCUGAUGAACUCUUCCAAGGGGGCCCCAACUGGGGUCGCCUUGUGGCCUUCUUUGUCUUUGGAGCUGCUCUGUGUGCUGAGAGUGUCAACAAGGAGAUGGAGCCACUUGUGGGACAAGUACAGGAGUGGAUGGUGGCCUACCUGGAGACGCGGCUGGCCGACUGGAUCCACAGUAGUGGGGGCUGGGCGGAGUUCACAGCUCUAUACGGGGACGGGGCCCUGGAGGAGGCUCGACGCCUGCGGGAGGGGAACUGGGCCUCAGUGAGGACAGUGCUGACGGGGGCCGUGGCACUAGGGGCCUUGGUAACUGUAGGAGCAUUUUUUGCUAGCAAGUGAGAAAGUCCAGGGCCAAGUGGGGCUAGGUGUGCUGGGGGACAGGAGAGCAGGAACAGAACAGAGAAUGCCCUUGAAAGAAGUGGGGUGAAUGGAUGGGCAUGGAACUAGGAUGGGAAGGGGCAGGGUAGUGUGUGAGGGAACUGAGUGUGCCAGGCAGGCAGUUGGAGGAGUGAACUGGAGACUUGGGGGAAUGUACUGGGAAAGUCAGGGGGCCAGGAGUUGGAGUCAUUCCAGGGGGAGGGGGAGGUGGGAGGGAUCAUGUCUGUAGGUGUAGGCACAGGAAAUGAGCUGGGGCUCAGUUUGCAGCCCUGAGGAAGGCGGACUUGCAUAAGGGGCUGGCAUCUCCGUUGGAUGAGUGGGAUUUGGGGAAAACACAGAAGGCACGUCCCUUCGAAUGGGAGCUCAGAUUCUCAGGUGAUAGGGAGAGGUGGCUGUGACAGUGGGCUGCUUGGACAUGCGUGUGCAUGUGCAUGCUGGGCUGCUUGUCUAAUCUGGUGGUAGUGGGAUUCUUGAAAGAGAAAACAUUCCCUCUUGCAGUGGCAAGAACAGGGGCAGUUCUCUGCCCCCCUCUCAAUCCGCCCCCCUUACCUUGUCCUGUUGCCCCAGGGCUGAGGGAGAAACACUGUAUACAGAUGAAGGCUUCGGUCACUUCUCUGCAGAAAGUCGUUAGCAGGGCUUUGGAGAGAAGUGCAGUUCUACAGCUGGCCUUGUUCCUUCAUGGUCCCCCUUCCUUGUGCAUCAUGCACUUGCUGCUGCCUCCUGGGCUCUGACAGAAAGGCGGGGCUGCGGAGCCUGCAGUGGGUAGAGGCUUUGGUAGCUUGACCUGCCUGCCGCCUUCCUCUCCCACUGGGGUACACUGGUGCCUAAAGUGUCCCCUAUCUCUGGGACCUUAUGUUCCCAAACUUAAACUCUAAAUUGGGGCUCUAAUUAAUUUUCCUUCUGAGUGUAGACGUACACGCUGAUCUAGAAUACAGUCUGGGUCCUGCACUAUGUCUCAGUGAGACUGUUGAUGCCUUGAGAGGAACAUUCCAGCUCUGAAACCUAUGGGUGUGAGGGUGAUGUGUACCCCGUGCCUGGCCUGUUCCGUGUGGUGGGCUUUGGUGCUGCUUUAUCAAGGGCCAGGUGUAUGGGUUCUAGAGUACCUACCAUGAUCUGGAAGCAUUUAUAUUUUCUUUGAAGCCACGCUACUUGCAUGGGUGUUGUCUGUACCUCAGAGUCUGCGAAUGUUAACUUUAAAGCUCACAGCCCUCUAGAACAGAUUCAGAUUAUAGCUUUUUCUUUUGAGAAAGAAAUGAUUUCACUCCAAAUGCAUGCCCUGAGCCAGACCUCACUGCUGCACUUUCUAAGGUGCUAAAAUUGCUGCUCUCCGAUGCUGACUUCUCCAUACACAGUGCUCUAGAACCCUGCCCUUGAUCCUGAGCACUGAUCAGCUUAGCUAGACCAUGGUUAACUCUUGGAGAUUUUUCACUUGGUCCCAGAAGGUGGCAACAUAGUUGUACUCACUAGAAUGUGGGACCAAAUUGGCCUCAGGUGGUUAGCCCAAACUUUUAUGCUUGAGAGAGGGCUGCACUUUUUCAUGGUAUUUAUGGGGGAGGUGGUAGGCUGCACGUGCCACUCGGUCUGUCAUGAGUAUGCGGAUGCUAGAAACUCAGAGUGGCUCUGUGGCAGCCGUUGGGGUGGGGGAGGGGGUGGGUCUCUGACUUGCUCAGGACAAACUAGGCCGGUGGUUUUCAAACUGCUUGGCAGAGCCCCGACAUUUCCUAGGGGUUGCCUCAGGAGUCCUUGGGGAAGAUGAAGGUGAAAGGGGAGGGUGGCACUCUGAGCAGGCUGGGCCACUUGCCCUCAAACAGAACAGCUCUCCUUGUAGUUGUCUUACACGUCGGGGUUCAGGGUAAGAUUUUAUUUGCAUUAAGGGGUUUGCUGCUGAAAAAAAGUUAGAAAACCACUGACUAGACCAUCAGCUCCAAAUUGGAGCCUGUGCUCCCCCAGAUUUGGGGCAGACUUGUUACCCUACCCUCUACUACAGGGUGCCUUUCCAUGUUAGCUCUUCUGGGGGGCCUUCAGCAAACAGGGGCAGUGGGGACCAUGGUUACUGAGAUGCCCUACUCUGAGGCCUUCACACCUGGGUGGAAGGAGAGGCUGUAUUCUGAAAGUGUAAGGGGGUUGGUAUGGAUUCCUAGAAGCAUAGCUUGGGUGGGACCACAGUGAGCUGUUUUGAACUAUCUUGCCCUUCUUGAGGGGCAAUGGAAACCCCAGAGAAUCUUCUGUCAGGGAAAAGUAGAGACUCUUCUAGAGCCAUAGAGUUCCUUGGGAUUAGUUCUUGGCCAGGAAGCCUGAGUAUGGCUCCCAAUUUUUAAACCCAUUCCUUUUUUUUUUUUUUAAAUAAGGGAAAUAAAUCUAAUUGCUAUUUUUCAGAGAUUAAAUAGAUGAAGAGGGUGUUUCCUUCUCUCCAGAGCCCAAAGGGACAAACAGGGACUGCUUAGGCCAAGGAAGGAGCAGAAGUAGAGCAACUGGGUCCUGCGAUUAUUAAGCCCACUCCCCACUUAUUCUAGGGCAUACACUAUUUUACUUUUUUAAAUCAUAAAAUGGCAGGAGAAAGAUUUGGUUAGUUUAGAAGAAAAGAAAAAGCUCUAUAAAUAUAAAUAUAUAUUCCUGUAUUUUUAUUUAAUAAUUUAUAAAUACCAAGUUCGUUUGACUUUUAUUUUUGUGUAAUAUGUAAUGGUCGUAUUAAAAAUAAAUAAAUAAAGCCCAGAAGUUUAAUGAGAAGGACUGAUCAGGGUUUGUGACUUCUACACUGUGUAGCCUGGGGUCAGGAUGUUUCUUGAUCCAAUCAUCUCGACAUGCCCUUUGUUAAAGGCAAGAACUGGAGUAAUAGAGAUUUUGGAAGUGUUGAAUAGGAAAUCAGAGUUGUUCCCCUAUCCUCCCCCUUGGGUCAAAUGCCUAAAGCCAAGAACUCCAUCUGUGCCAGCCCAAGCCCUAAGAGGUUGUGUGUAUACUAGUAUGGUACUUUGGGACGGCACAAAGAAAACCUACCAAAUAUCUUUGUAUGAUGGCAGUCAAGUCUCCAGUUGUUCAAACUCUAAUAAGAAGUGUGUGAUAGUGAGCAUUUCUCCCCAAUAUACCCUGUUGCCUACUUUAGACUUAAAAUAAGUCUGGCAAAAAUGAAGUUCCUGCUUUCUUUCCCGAUCCCUUAAGACAUUUGGUUUCGGACAUUUUAAUGCAAACUGCUAAGUUGGAUGGAAACGACAGGAAUUAGCCCAUCCUCUGUACUUCUAGUCUAGGACCACAUCAAAAUCAUGUCUGACAGGAAUAGUGGUCCUAAUUUUAAAUUACAAGCAGGAAUUUUCUAGUCUUUCUAGAAUCCAAUGCAAUAAAAUAUUUGGGUUUAUGUGUUAAAAUUGUAGAAAGAAAUAGAUUGCUUAGAGGCAUCCAGGGUUGCAUUUCCAUUCUCUGUAAAAAAAAUAUAUAUAUAUACAGGGCAAGCCAUCUUAAAAUCUGAGAGUGGCUUGGUGAACAUGGCACCAGGGGAAAGGGGAAUUAGAUGCUCUUAAUAGUUAAUACCUUCAGGCUAUGAUAGCUAGUGCAUUUAUCUCCACUGCAGUGUUAUUGGUUUAAUAAUUGAUUGAUUUAUAUUUGCCAAAAAGCAACAUCUUACUAGAAUACUCAAAAGAUAAAACAUGGGAAAAUACAGAUUUUUAAAAUAGGGAAAAUUGAAAUAUUAUAAUAAAAUGAAAGCAAAAGGAAAAUUAAUGCACAGAAGGCAUUCUUUAAGCGGUUUUCCCAAAUACUAAAGCGAGGCUGUGAAUUCAGUUCUGAGCUUCUUGGCAGCAAAG